Molecule: messenger RNA, 2253 nt
Organism: Anoplopoma fimbria (sablefish)
Lineage: Eukaryota; Metazoa; Chordata; Actinopteri; Perciformes; Anoplopomatidae
Gene: cdc42ep4a
Product: CDC42 effector protein (Rho GTPase binding) 4a
Exons: 2
Coding region: 296-1342 (348 amino acids)
Source: RefSeq, a predicted model, not a curated record
CUGUGGAUGCAGUGACAGCAUAAGUAACAUUUAUUUAUAUUAUUAAAAAAAGAAAAAGCCGUUUGGAUUUUCCUAGAGUUUGAUUUAAGCGCUUCACGUCUCCGUCGGUUUGAUGAAUGCGCUCACAUUGUCAACCUGCUGGGGGCCUAAGAGUGGAGCAGCACACGGCUUUAUGAAUGGGGAUGCUCGGUUCCCAGGCUGACUGUGAUUGAGGUGCCUCAAAACAUUCCAAGGUCUUUUAAGAAGGAUUAUAUUCAAGAUUUGGAAGUUCCUUUAGCAAAACAAAACCGCCACCAUGCCAAUCCUAAAACAGCUAGUGUCCGGCUCCUCCCAGACCAAGCGACGCUCACGCAUGGACCUGACCAGGGAAAUGAUCAGCGCUCCACUGGGCGACUUUCGCCACACCAUGCAUGUAGGUCGCAGUGGUGAUGCUUUCGGUGACACCUCCUUUCUCAGCACGCGCUCGGGGGAACCUCCCCCUGAAACCAAUUUCUUCCCCCGCUCUCCUCGGCCCGGCCUCCUGUCUCGCACCUUCAGGAGCAGCAAGCGCUCCCAGUCCGUGAACAGAGUGGACCAGCAUGGAGACAACACCCCUUGUGGGUCACCCACCUAUGUGAAGAAUGCCAUGUCUCUGCCUUUCCUCAAUGAGGAUGACAGAGGGGACAUUAUUGGGGCAAAGAGUUUGUCCUCGAGUCCUUUCAAGCAGCAAGGUGAGGUGGAUGGGAGGGGCGGAGCUGCGGCUGCCCACUUCCUGGAGCUGGAAGAGCAGAGCUUUGGCGAGCUCACUGAGCUUCCAGAGAGCUCCCACCACUACAGCAGUGGAAUGAAGCGCGCCGAGUCAGUAAUGUCUUUCCAUGUCGACCUGGGACCCUCCAUGAUGGGUGACAUCCUGGGGGUGAUGGAAAAGGAGGAUGACGAUCUCGGCUACGAGGAGGGCAAGAGCAGCGAGGGCCAUGCCUCACCACCUCUCAGCACCCACGGUGAGGAAGAGGAUAGCGUGGAGAGAGAAAAAGAUGAGGAUGCAGAGGCGGAGACGGAGGAAGAGGGAGACUCUGCGGAACUGCAGCAGCAGGUCUCUAUGGAUCUUGCCAGCUCUGUAGAUCUGGGGCAUGAGAAUGGAAGUCCCUACACCCCAGAGUACACUCCCGAGAUUCGGCCCAAACAUUUGCAGCAUCUAGACAGUUGCUCCAUGUCCAGCUCUGGCUCAGCUGCCCUGGAUGAGAAACCAAACAGCCAGACCUAUGCAGGAGAUACAGACAGCGCCACUUUCAGUGCCCCGCCUGGGGAGGAGAGCAACUUCUCCUCUUUCUUGGAAGAUGAAGACGAUGAGAUCCGCGUAUGAGUCUCUGAUGUCUUCUAAAAAAGAAAAAGAAAAAAAUAGGACAGAGCUCUUGAAGGGGUUUAUGUGAAACUAGCAAGUCCUUUGACGGUGUGGAUUUGCAGUUGAACGGAAAUAAGACCCUGUUGCCGGGUACUGUGGGAAUGGGACUGUAAAGAAGACGGCGGACACUUACUUUGUAGGUCUGCAAGGAAAGCGUGACUGAUCCUUUUGGAAGAGCCCAAACUCAAUCUGUCAGAGAGCCUUACCCUCCACUGUCUGUCAAUCCCUCUCUCCCUUUUGAACACUGAGGGAACUGACGUGGAAGAGCAGAAAAAAACUUUUAGGAAAAACACUUUCCAUAACUGAAGCUCAGUUCACGCUUUGUCUCUCUUUCCUCUCACUUGAUGUGUCACAUGGCUUUUCAAAUUUGGUUCGCCUCCCUUCUUGUUGUGCUUUUUCUCACUGGCUGUGGGACAUGAUGAGGCCUGAGCUAAACAGAAGGCCUCUAGCACCACAAGAUUACUGAUGGGAAUCUUCUAACAAUAAAGGGGGUUGUGUUUGUCACUGGAGUGUGAAGCCCUGCCUUGAGCCCCUUUCAUCUGAAAAUAAUAUAGUAAAGUGCCAUAGAUCUGUCAGUCUUCUCCCUUAUGUGACUCGGGGUCCUUGUGAGGCUGCUCGACGGCUGCCAUUUCCUGCUGUAAAGCUGGAGCACAAAGCCCAAAAACAAAAUUCUCUUCUGUUUUUCAUUCACUGUUGAGUGCCUCUUAAGGCGUAGCCUCAGUGUAAAUUUUGAGAGGAAACCAGGGCUGUAAGGCUAAUGGAGAUGCAUUGGCCUGCAUUAACUAUGGUGUGGGCAUGGUGUUACUACAGGAAGACGGAGGUGUAAAGAAUGGUGUGUGUGUGUGUGUGGCCCACUGGGGAGAGACUGUACA